Molecule: messenger RNA, 1494 nt
Organism: Dufourea novaeangliae
Lineage: Eukaryota; Metazoa; Arthropoda; Insecta; Hymenoptera; Halictidae
Product: follistatin
Exons: 7
Coding region: 1-1494 (497 amino acids)
Biological process (GO): anatomical structure development
Molecular function (GO): extracellular matrix binding; collagen binding; calcium ion binding
Source: RefSeq, a predicted model, not a curated record
AUGUUCAAGGUGUCGGACGGUUACUACGCGGCGUUAGAGGAAUCGAGCGGAAUAUACUUUUCCUUGGUCUACGAUAAUAAAGAGGAGGCGGAAGUUCUGGAUCGUUGUCGUGUACUCGCCAGCUCGAGAGAGGAAUCGACCACCAGGAGGCAGAUGAGAUGUGAAGCACGAGGACUACGCGGCGCGGUGCUGCUGCCGGGCCCGAAGACGGAAGUCGUGGGGCAAAAGACGCCGAAGAAGGAAGAGGAGGAGGCGGUGGUUCACGGAGGAACGGCGGAGACCGCGGCGGCAGGUCAACGGGGCACCUGGCGGGGGUCGCCUGAGAUGACGAACCUGCGACGGGGUAUCACGGCACCCCGAUACAACACCUACUAUUACGUCCUGAUUUCACUGAUCGGGCUGUUGCUGCAGACCCAAUACGCGACGGGCGGUAUGUGCUGGUCUUCCAUCAGCAAUGGUCGUUGCAAGGAGUUAUUGGCGCAAGGGGUGACAAAGGAUAACUGUUGCGCGUCCAAUUCAGCGGCGACGACCGCGUAUUCCGAGGACGACCUUAACAGUGGAGCCCUCUUCUUCUGGAAAGUACUCGGCGGAGGGUACCAGUGUAUUCCUUGUAGAGAGAGCUGUGCGGAGGUGAGGUGCGAGGAGGGUAAGAAGUGCGUGGUACGCAAGGGAAGGCCUAGGUGCGUUUGCAACCCCGAGUGCAAGGCGCCGAGGGGCGGUGGUCCGGUUUGUGGGACGGACGGGAAAAGUUACAAGAAUCUCUGCAGGCUGAAGAAACGCGCGUGCAAGAAAGGCAGCCACGAGCUAGCGGUCGCCUAUAACGGCCACUGCCAAAGUUCGUGCGCCCGGGUCCGUUGCGGCCAAGGUCGGAGCUGCCUGCUGGACCAGAACCUGAGCCCGCACUGCGUGAGGUGCGCCCGCAGGUGCCCCCAGCCGCCCCCGCAGGAGCGAGCCGCCGCACGGCCCGUCUGCGGGGCCGACGGAAACACCUACAAGAGUGCCUGCCACCUGCGACUUGCCGCCUGCCGCGCAGGUCGCGCCAUUCCCGUCGCCUAUAAGGGCCACUGCAAACAGAACGCAGACUGUACAACGAUUCGUUGCCGCGAGGGGCAGACGUGUCUGUCGGAGAUGAAUUCGGGGCGACCACGUUGCGUGACCUGUACCUUCCGUUGCCCCCGGAAACGGGAACGGAUCCGGAACCGGACACACCGUGAUCGAGAUCCAUCGGCGACCAUGCUCUGCGCCACCAACAACAUCACGUAUCCGAGUUGGUGUCACAUCGUCAAGGACGCCUGCGUUACCGGCUACGUCCUCGAGACGCGACACGCCGGCCCCUGCAACGCCUACGACGCCUCGCCUCUUUACAUCGAAAAGGACAACACAUCAAGCAACUACGGCCUCGAUCUGGCAGACGAGGACGCGAGAUUCGAGGACACCGAAUCGGACUCGUUAUCGUACAACGCGCAAACGCAUCAUUCGCUGGCGUUGUCGUAG